CUCGAAGCAAGCUAUUCGAUUUAGCCCAGCACUGAGCGUCUGUUCUAUAUAUUACGCCAUGAUCGCCCUUCUGUAUAAUUCAUUGGCUAGACACAAGAUAGCAGCAGCGAUACAUUUGGAGAAGAAGAAAAUAAAAUGUGAAAGCGUGCGCGAAGGACGAAACAAACUUACACGCAGCUUGUUGAUAUCGUCGAAUGAUCGGUCCACCAUAAAAGAGACACGAAUCCAUAUAUAUUGAUCUAAGUGUAGUCUACGGAAUAAUUGAUUAGUGUAGAGUGUAAAGAAUAGCACAAGCUUAUAAAGGUGUGCGUUGAUUACGAGAAUUUCGAUGCACAAUAGCAAAUACAACUGAGAUCUUGCUUGAAUACUGAGUGAUCGCCCAAAAUUAAAUUGUCAUAGAAGCUUUUUGAAGGCAUCCGUAUUUCAAAUAAGUCACUACGCUUACAAUGGCAACAAAAUAUCGAAGAGCUUCGACCGAGGAGAGUUUGGCGUUCAUCAGGCAAUCCCUCAAGUCCGAGGAGAUGGGACACCUCGAGGGUACGCACUUUGAAAACCUUGCCCCUCACGUUUUCGUCACCCUCGGCGCCUCGGGCGACUUGGCCAAGAAAAAGAUCUACCCGACGUUGUGGUGGCUGUUUCGCGACAACUUGCUUCCGCAAGCGACGACUUUCAUCGGUUACGCUCGCAGUAGGCUAAGCCUCAAGGAACUACGCGAGAAAUGCGAGCCUUACAUGAAAGUGAAACCAGGCGAGGAGGAGCGCUACGAGGAGUUCUGGCAGCUGAACCAUUACAUGGCUGGCUCGUACGAUUGUGCGGUUGACUUUACCGAACUCAAUCGACUGAUCGAGCAACACGAGAAUGGAAAUGGCCAAUUUGCCAAUAGGUUGUUCUACUUAGCACUGCCACCUUCGGUUUUCGAGACGGUCACCGUUCACAUCAGGCAUACGUGCAUGGCUCAAAAAGGCUGGACAAGAAUAAUCGUCGAGAAACCAUUCGGUCGCGACGCAGCUACAUCUCAAAUGUUAUCAGAUCACUUGGCUGGCUUGUUCAAGGAAGAGCAGCUCUAUCGAAUCGAUCAUUACCUCGGCAAGGAGAUGGUGCAAAAUCUCAUGACACUGCGUUUUGGAAAUCGAAUCUUCAGUCCAACGUGGAACCGUGAUCACGUCGCCUCGGUAAUGAUCACCUUCAAGGAACCGUUCGGUACUCAAGGUAGAGGCGGUUACUUCGACGAGUUUGGCAUCAUCAGGGACGUUAUGCAGAAUCAUUUGCUGCAGAUUUUAUCGUUAGUCGCUAUGGAGAAGCCUGCUUCUUGUCAUCCUGAUGACAUUAGAAAUGAAAAAGUUAAAGUCCUGAGAAACAUAAAACCUGUAACGCUGAAAGAUGUGGUUCUGGGUCAAUACAUAGGCGACCCCGAAGCAAGCGAUCCUGAGGCAAGACUUGGUUACCUCGACGAUAAAACCGUCCCAGCAGGCUCUAAUACACCAACUUAUGCUAUGGCUAAGUUGACGAUCAACAAUGAAAGAUGGGAUGGCGUUCCUUUUCUCCUUAGAUGUGGCAAAGCGUUGAACGAAAAGAAAGCUGAGGUGAGAAUUCAGUACCGUGACGUGCCAGGUGAUAUAUUCGACGGCAAGGGAAAGAGAAAUGAGAUGGUGAUUCGAGUGCAACCUGGUGAGGCAUUGUACAUCAAGAUGAUGACGAAAUCGCCUGGCAUUACUUUCGACAUGGAGGAGACCGAACUCGAUUUGACAUACAGUAAUCGAUACAAGGGUAUGAAACUGCCUGACGCUUAUGAAAGACUGAUCCUGGACGUGUUCUGUGGCUCACAAAUGCAUUUUGUUCGAAACGACGAAUUAAGUGAGGCUUGGAGGAUCUUUACACCUCUACUUCAUCAAAUUGAGAAGCAAAAGAUCCAUCCCAUCUCAUACAAAUAUGGUUCAAGGGGCCCUAAGGAAGCGGAUGAGAUGUCGAAACAAAACAAUUUCGCUUACUACGGCUCAUACAAAUGGGUUCGACCUUCGGCAUAAAGUAUCCGAUUGUUUAUUGUCGAUUAUUUAAAAGAAACAACAUGAAAAAAAAACUGUGAUCAUUGUAUUACCUACUUUUGAAUUUACAUGGACAAGCAUUCUCACAUAUUGUAUGUACAUUAUUUUUUAUUAGAAGCUAAUAGAUAUUUAUCUAUAGUAAACGCACAAUUUUUAAAAACUGUACUUCUGUUGAAAUCAGAUAUGAAAUGGUUUAUAUAUUUUUAGUAAAAUCAUUCCAACUUAUGUACGUUGUUGACUGUAAUAAUAUAUAGGUAUAUUUAUAAAUCUUGAUAA
Messenger RNA from Phymastichus coffea, 2318 nucleotides. RefSeq names its product glucose-6-phosphate 1-dehydrogenase (gene Zw). Gene Ontology annotation, cellular component: cytosol. Bases 447 to 2024 code for a protein of 525 amino acids. The record is from RefSeq and is a predicted model, not a curated record. NCBI's taxonomy places the organism in Eukaryota, Metazoa, Arthropoda, Insecta, Hymenoptera, Eulophidae. Gene Ontology annotation, molecular function: NADP binding; glucose-6-phosphate dehydrogenase activity. The transcript has 9 exons. Gene Ontology annotation, biological process: glucose metabolic process; pentose-phosphate shunt, oxidative branch.